GCACCCCACCCCCCCCUUCAAGCAGACGACAUCAUCUGUGGCACAAGUAAAGGGAACCUCCUCCCUCGACCUGAAAAGUGUUCAUUGUUAAGUUUUCUCUUGUAUAUCCCAGCCAAAAUGAAGUCUAUUGGUAAUUUAGUAUUCCUAGGCCUUGUAGGUCUAUGUUUAGGUGUUGGUGGUACAGAUGGCACAGAAACUGACGCGAAAGCCAACAGCUCGGGCACGGAAUCUGUCCAGGUGCUAUUUGUUGGCUAUCCCAUGAGGUUGUCGUGUAAUCUGACCAACCAGGUGAAUACUUCAAUUGAACUUGAAUGGUAUAAGGAUGACGAGAAGCUUGAAAGUGGUGACCAUAUAAAGAUCUUCCAAGAAAACUCAUCACUGUUAAUUAACUCACCAGUUCGGGAAGAUGUUGGGAUUUAUAAAUGUGAGACAGAUUCUGGAAUUCCUCUUGACAAGCCAUUCUUCAAGACAAUCCAAGUCAUACAUUUUGAAAUCAGGAGGAUGGAUAAGUCUAUGAAUGUAGACAUGGAGAAAGACAUUGUCUUAAUAUGCCCUGUGGAGGGUAAGCCAUACCCCAAUAUUACAUGGAAAAAAGAUGAUAGGCCAGUCACUGAGCUCAUCAACCAAACAAGAAUUACUUAUGAACCUAAUGAACAUGAUGUCCCAAAUUCCAAGAUUAUCAUCGCCAGUGCUGGAUGGGCUGACCGUGGCAAUUAUACUUGUGUCAUUGAUUCUCUGUCAAAGACAUUUGAAAGAUUUACCUUUAUUAGAGUUAAAGAUGUGUAUGCUGCUCUUUGGCCAUUCAUUGGCAUUGUGAUAGAAGUCCUGCUACUUGGCAUUAUCAUCUUCAUCUUUGAGAAGCGACGAGUCAAGGCUGAAUUUGAAGAAUCAGACACUGACCAGGGGAAUGAUCAGAAAAACACAGCUGAACACAACAAGGAUCUUGUGCGACAACGAAAAUAAUGACAAAUUGAGGGAAGAGUGUGUCCGUUUCUGCCUGAAUAUCCUGAGCUCGCCAUGUUCCUCAUACGUAGCAGAUACAGCUUAUGCCUGUAUCUGAUCAAUGAUGAAGUCUGCGUUUGAAAUAGAUCUAGUUCAACAAUCAAAGUACAGCACCUUUGCUGUUUGAUUAGAAGAAACCUUUGCACUACAUUGAGUGUGGAUACCUGCUCAAUGGUACUGUCAUAAACCAUGUCAAGGGCUGUUACCUCUUACUAGAUUGGGUUUUACUCAGACGCAGAUGUUUCUGGAAUGCCAGUUAUGAAUUUGAAUUUUCAUUGAACUUUUUUAAAAUGUAUAUAACAAAAUCCCCUGCAUCUGAUUAAAAUUUCCAGGCAUGAGAUAGCAAGGGUUAUAUAUGAGUUUACAUAUGAAAGUUUGUAAGAGGAGAGUAAAACAUGUCACAUUUGGUGGAGAACUGGAGUAAUUGGUUUGGUUCUUAGAUUUAACCUUGCAGUCAAGCAAAGAUGUAUUAUUUGACUAUGGUUGUUCACUUUUAGUAUGUGAUAACAUAGAGAGGAUGUUUGUUAGUUUUCACAGUUGAGUAAAAUUUAUAUUAUGAGUGAAAGUUGGUUGUGCAUUUGAAUGAUGGGUUGCUGUAAUAGAUUUAGAUAGUAAAGAAGUUUAGAAGAGAAUGAAAGAAGAAACAUAGAAAUAUAAAUUAAAGUCAGGUGUUUUUAUGUAAGAAAUUUUAUUAGAUAAACCUAAAAUGGUGAGAGAGCAGAAUCUUAAAUAUUUGGUGAUCAAUUAGUUUGAAGAUCAGUUGCAGAAUUAGACAUAUUUAUAUAGAUAAUUUAAUACUGUUGGUGCCUGAAGGAAAUAAAAAAAGGAAAAGAAGUUCGUAAGUAAAGGACAAACGAUUAGUAUUACAGUAUAACUGACUUUCUGUGCAGUAAUAAGUCUGAGUUGAAGGUAGUUGCAAUUGAUGGUGAAAACUUUAAAUGGGUUGGAGUAUGUUUAGGUUUACCUCAGAGCUCAACCCUCAGUUUGUUUCACUUUCAUAUCUUAAGUGAGCAGUUAAACAACUUAUCCUUCACUUUAUGUACUAUUGACACCUGCUUGUAGCAAUCUGUGUCAAGUGAAGAGAAUAUGAUGAUCAUAAAGAUCAUCUAAAUGCUCUCUACUCACAGGCCUUAGAGAACAGCAUAUUCUAUGAAGCUAAGUUUGUAAUGUUGUGGUAUGGAUACAACAUCACCAGGCUUCAUGCAAAUCCCCUGAUAGUAGCACCAUCAUUCAGUAGGUUUAGGAAUUACUGUAACUUUGUCAACAUAUUGAAGAAGUAGUGAGCUAGGUCUUCCCAAAAGGUAAAGAAAUAAUACUUACAAACAGUUGAAGUGAACCCAGUUUUAGAUACAGCUGUUCUUUCAGGUUUUCAGUAAGCACAACAUCCUUAUAACACCUAGAUGAUUAUAAGAGAAUUUUCACAAUAAAUGUGAGGCCUACCAUGGCCAGAUCAUCCACAUUGUUGAUUUUAUCUCCAUGUUCUCAACCAUCAGAGCUUGAACUAUGGUGUGAGAGGUAUGCCAUCCUUGUAUGACUUGAUAGCACUCAGCAGUUACCGAGUAUGUCCCUAACCUAGACUUUGUGGUCAACCACAAUUUAUGGACUUGACUUUGAAUCACCCUCCUCUCCAUAUUAAAUACUGCUUUCCCAUCUGGUUCAAGAGGAAUUACCAGGACAGGCUCAUAUUGUAUGGGCUGCAGCCAUUCAGCUUGCAACCAGUCAAAAUAUGACAGCCUUCUUUACUCACAACCAUGCCUUUCUGGGGAGGGUUCUUGAUGAUCUUUUAAUGUUUUACAAGGUCUAACUUCCUGGUAGACCAGGUCCAGCAGCUUACCUAGGCUUAAACUGUACUUAAGGGCAGGAUGCAUCUCUCCCUCAGGAGUGCCCAAAAACUGCAAGGUCAUACUGUACAUAUUGCAGUAUGACUUAGCAAUAGGUGGAAUAUAAUUUAAGGUCAGUUUAUUAAUUACCAGUCAGGAUUCUUACUAUUUAAGUGGAAGAAUCAAAGGAUAAUUUAAGAGGUUGGGGACUAAACAUGGAACAAACAAUGGUAAAUUUGAGUGAUGUAGUAAAUACAGACACUGUCCUGUAUAUUAACCAGAUAACCAGAGUUAGGAUAGUAAUUUGUUAUAUCAGUCAUUUGGCUGGUACUUUAGCUCAUUGAUAAUGACAACCCUAAAGAUACAAAUGAGAUUUUUUGUAAAGGAUAGGGUAGCGGGUUGGCUGUAAAGUUUUGGAGAUUAGACACAACACACAAUGGUAAGGAAUGAUAUCGUGCCAAGAUAGGAUUAAUUCCUAACGUGCCUGCUUUGUUCCACAUGGUGAGAAACUAAGAAAGUUAAUAAAACUAAUUCAUGAAAAUAAUAUAUAAUGCUGAGGUUGUAAUAAAGAGUUUAUUUUACCCUUUCUUUCUUCUUUCUUCUUAAUUCUUUAUUUAUGUCUAUUUACGCACUUAGUUUUACUCUUUCUCUAUAUACUCGUGAGAUUGAGGAGGGAGGAGCAGCAGCAAGGGAGGCGGGAGCUGAAGGCUGGUUUGUGGUUAGGUCGGCCUCACACCCAAGGGGAGAGGGAGAAUAAGGGUAACAUGCGGUAACUGGGAUGCUAGGGGAAACAGUUAAUGGGUGCGUUGUUACUCAGGACUCGCUGUAUACCACCAAGACACUUAUAAUAAAUAAACUUUUCUCAAUACGGGGUGGGAUGAAUUAUGACACUAAAGGUUACAGUAUUUAUUGAACACUUUCUAUAAAGAUUGACGAUUAUACUUCAAACCACUGACCCUAUUUUCCUGGCUAGUUAAACAGGACUCGCAUAAGUCACAAUAUAUUUCGUGAAACGAAUAAAACCUUGAGGGUAAGAUAUAUAUAUACUGCUAUGCUGAAGACCUGCUGACCCACAUACGUCUGCACUUCACCAACUCUAACCAGACUUUGUCUUUGAAAAUCGAGCUGGGCACACAUUCUAGAUUCCAGCCAAUCAACAGUUAGGCCUGUGACAUCACAAUCACAGGUCACUGUGAUUGGCUCAUGCCUCAGGCUUCUCAGGCACUCCUGGUUUUAUUGGGAACACUGUUGUGUAGGCGUUAUGGCGGAUAAAAUUUGUCUAAGCUGAAUAUUCAAACGUAUUUUCUCUAAAACAUGACACAAUUUACCAAAAGAAAAAACAUGGCAUUGUUACAAGGUAGUACAAGCAAUUAACACUUUUGUUUUAUACAGUGGGUUAUGAGAGGGAGAGGUAAGGGAGCAAGUAUAAUAUUUUCUCCCUUAUAUAAAGGUAGUAUGCAUAGGAAGGGAGUGAAAAGGAGUACAGUUUAUGUAUGACAGAGUAUGUAUGUGAGAGGGUGAGGAGUGACGCAUGGUGUGGUCUGUAGAUCCUGCAUGAGCCUUCCUCCUACAAAUAAAGAAAAUACUUAUUUGGAUAUAUGUAAACAUAAUGCUGUCAUAUGUACAGAAUUGUUAGCUUUGACCCCUUCAUAAAGGCCUGUACCUCAAACUCAUUAAGUUUAUAUUAAAUUUUUUUCUCAUUAAAUCCUUUGUUCACAAAUUAAAACAACAAUUUUCACCCCAUCAGUGAAUCCAUCAUUGCUGCUUUAUGCAGUCAGCAGCAGCAUAUUAUUAUUUUUUUUUGAUGUUCUUAGUAAGCAAAUUAUGAUUAUGGUUUCAAAAAAUCUAAUGGGGUGAUAAUUGUAUCAUUAUUUAAGAAAUAAUUUUAGAAUCUAAUAAUCAAUCCUGAGGUAUUUGUCUGAUUCUCAAAGACUAUAAAAGCAUUAUGCCACAAUUUUGUUGACAGCCAACAAAUAAUGGUGGUAUUAUUAAAAAUAAGUUGUUUAUUGCAUAUAUUGUUAAAUGUUGAGGUUUUGUGCUGCAAAUAUGUACCUACUUGUAGUGUAGUAUAUAAAUUUUAUAGCCAUGGUGUUUAAAGGAAAUUUUUGUUUACAGUUCCAGCAAUAUAAUUUGGUUAUGAACAAUGUAUAAGAUCUCAUGAUUUUUUUCUAGAUUAUUCUAAAAACUUGGAGAAAUUGGUCACAAAAAAAUAUUAUUUACAAUUCACAAGUUUAUAAGAAAGUACUGCACUUAAGUUUCCUUGCACCAUGUUGCUGUGCUUAACUUAAUUAAUAAAUAUUUCAUAAACAAAUUUA
Molecule: messenger RNA, 5137 nt
Organism: Homarus americanus (American lobster)
Lineage: Eukaryota; Metazoa; Arthropoda; Malacostraca; Decapoda; Nephropidae
Product: neuroplastin-like
Exons: 9
Coding region: 118-963 (281 amino acids)
Source: RefSeq, a predicted model, not a curated record